AUGGUAAAUCUUGAAGCAUUGAUAUUAUUUCUGUUCCUCAUACAAAUUGAUUCAGAUUAUAUUGAUGGCAUUCAAUUACAUAGUGAUAUUCUUAUUUAUUUGCCACGAUUAAAAAAAUUUACUUUCAGUAUACAUACAGGAGUUAUCAUGGAACGGAUUAAAAUUCAUCUUUCAUCUAAUGAAGAUAUUCAAAAUAGUUUUAUUGGAAGAGGAUAUGGUCAAGUUGGUUCAUAUGUCUGUACUCAACCAUUGAAGAGCAUGUCUCAUUGUACACGUAUACAUGUUUAUAAAUUUCGUGCAUCAGUUGGUAAUGAAAAUGGUGAUACAUUUGUUUUAAAAAAUGAAAUAUUUAAAGAACUUAAACCAGCUGAUCAAGAAGUUAGUCGAUUUAAACAUCGAAGUACACCAUUAGUAUUAUGUGCAACUGCUGGUUUAAGAUUAUUAAGUGAAACAAAACAAAAACCUUUAUUAGAAAGUGUUUCAAAUACAUUUAAAAAAUAUGGAUUUUAUCGUCCAAAAAUGGAUAUUGCAAUAAUGAAUGAAACAGAAGAAGGUAUUGAUGCUUGGCUUACAUUUGUUUAUUUAAAAGGUGAACAAUUUUAUGGGAGUCGAAUAGCUGCACUCGAUUUAGGUGAUGAAGAAAUUAUUAUGAAAUAUAUGCAUCAAUUUCGAAUGUUUCGUCGUGAUAUAAAACUUUGUUCACGUUCAUAUUUAGGUUAUGGUUUAAUGAUUGCACGUCAAACAAUAUUUAUUAAUCAAACAAAUGUUAAAAAUUAA
Rotaria sordida is the source of this 777-nucleotide messenger RNA. The record is from the annotation of a GenBank genome assembly. NCBI's taxonomy places the organism in Eukaryota, Metazoa, Rotifera, Eurotatoria, Philodinida, Philodinidae.